Messenger RNA from Ipomoea triloba (trilobed morning glory), 2381 nucleotides. RefSeq names its product pentatricopeptide repeat-containing protein At1g80150, mitochondrial. Gene Ontology annotation, molecular function: protein binding. The transcript has 3 exons. NCBI's taxonomy places the organism in Eukaryota, Viridiplantae, Streptophyta, Magnoliopsida, Solanales, Convolvulaceae. The record is from RefSeq and is a predicted model, not a curated record. Bases 322 to 1551 code for a protein of 409 amino acids.
GAGUCGAAUCGACGCAGCCAAACCCAAAACCUAAAUCCUGUUUUCCUCGCGUGACGUAUACCUCUACUCCUCCACCAGCUUGGUGUCUCCAGACCCCUAAAACCCCUUUACGGAUGAACCACCUUUUCUUCGUCCUCCGAGUACAUUUGGGGUUUCUGAGUUUCGCAUUCGGUUUGAUUGAAUGCGCGAUUACUUUUUGGUUCCGCGGUAUGAUCUAGUUUUUGUUAAUGGUGUUGUGCUGCGUCAUUCUUUAAUGGAAAGUUUAGUAAAAAUUUAAUCUUGGCCGGUGGGUACCCUUGAAACUGAGGGUAGUCUCUGAAUAUGCAAUCUCUGCGCGUGGUUCGCAGAUUUGGAACUGCACAUCGUAUUGCCGCAGCUCCCAGCAUUGCAUCCAAAGAUACUUCCAGUAUUGCUAGUAAUACAUCGGUCUCUAAGAAAAAACCAAUUAAAGUGGAUGAACCUGCACUUAUAAGGUUGAAAAAAGAAAGAGAUCCCGAGAAGCUAUUUAAUUUGUUCAGGGCAAAUGCGCAUAAUAAGGUUGUUGUUGAGAACCGGUUUGCAUUUCAGGACACGGUUUCUCGCUUGGCAGGAGCUGGCAGAUUUGAUUACAUUGAGAAUUUGCUCGAGCAGCAGAAGACUCUACCGCAAGGUAGACGGGAGGGUUUUGUAGUUCGAAUUAUAAUGUUGUAUGGGAGCGCUGGAAUGGUGAAGCAUGCUAUUGAUACUUUCUAUAAUAUGCAUUUAUACGGUUGUCAUAGGACUGUUAAGUCGCUCAAUGCUGCUCUCAAGGUUUUGACUCUAUCCCGUGAUCCAGAGGCUAUUGAUUCGUUUUUGAAAGAUGUGUCGUUUAAGUUCAGUAUUAGUUUAGAUAUAUUUUCGAUCAACAUUAUUGUCAAGGCAUUUUGUGAAAUGGGUAUUUUGGAUAAGGCUUAUCUGGUAAUGGCUGAGAUGGAAAAGUUGGGAAUAAGCCCGGAUGUAGUUACAUAUACAACGCUUAUAUCUGCCUUUUACAGAAUUAAUAGAGUGGAGGUCAGUAAUGGCUUGUGGAACCUUAUGGUGCUUAAGGGCUGCAUGCCUAACCUUGCAACAUUUAAUGUUAGGAUACAGUUCUUGGUGAAUCGGGGGCGAGCUUGGGAUGCUAAUAAAUUAUUGGAUUUAAUGCAUAGACUUGGGAUAGCUCCUGAUGAGAUUACUUAUAACCUCGUAAUCAAAGGAUUUUGCAGAGCUGGUUUUCUUGAUAUGGCUAAAAGGGUCCAUUCUUCUUUGCAUGGCAAUGGUUUGAAAUCCAAUGAAAAAAUUUAUCAAACCAUGAUUCAUUACCUCUGUAAAGCGGGUGAGUUUAACUUGGCAUAUACAAUGUGCAAAGAUAGUAUGAAAAAUAACUGGUUCCCAAGUGUCGAUAGUAUUAUAAUUCUACUUGAAGGGCUACAGAGAUAUGGAGGAUUGGAAGGGAUCGAAAAAGCUCGAUUUCUCAUCACUUUGGCCAAGAGAAGAGUUCCUCCUUUUUCUGCAGAUCAAUUGAAAGCGAUGCAAUCUAUAUUAUCAAAGUGAGUAAUAUAUGACACUGAACUGUCAAUCUCAGCGCAUAUGCUGAUAUUGCAGCUCAGCUGGAGCUGAAAGUUACCUCGUUCAUUUUCUAUUGGAGCAGAGCUGGACAUCUAUACACUCUAAUGGAUGAAUAACCACCCGAGGACAGUGAAUUUAUUGUAAAAAGUUCAUGGCAAUUUGAAAGUUCUGAAAGUACAAUGGCGACUUCAUAAGUUUUUUGCCUGCCUGUGUAUCCAAGUCGACAACUUUCUGACUGGAGACAGGAGUAACUGCACAAGAGUACAAACGGGUGUCUUCAUCGUCCAAUUUGGUAUUCAUGAGGCCAUCUUAGAGAUGCACUGUUCUCUGACUCUCUGAGUUGUGACUGAGCUACAGAGGCCUUGCAUAUUCGGGCAUUGCUAUAUUUUACUAGUGAAAUUUAAAAGAGCUUCUCGGCCAUUCUGUGGUUUCGGUGAGAUGGUAAUGAAGGAGCCCUUCUCAAAAUGUGCUGAUUGUCCCAGGGUUUUUGAUGUUUCACAGAUGGAAUGGCUAUUCUUAUAAUUCCUGUAUGCUGAAACUAUGAAGACAAAAGACGAAUGUUUUCCUGAGCCCCAUUGACUUUGUGGCGACUUUUUGGUUAGCUUUGCAUUAGAUACUUGUUAGAUUACUUUGCCCCAUUGGCAAUGUUAGUGACACAGCUAGAGAACUAUUCUUGGAUUUUUGUAUACUGAUAAUCACAGUUAAUUUUGUGUAGAUAUUUUGCCUGUUUAGCAAAUGUCAAAAUGGGCAAGGCAGAAAACUCAAAUUGUAUUAUUUUUAUGGGUAAUUUUUCAAUCUUAUUGUGUUCUUGAAUA